CGUAAUCAAAAUGAUUUUCCACAUACUUAUAACUGUGAUUAUCCAACAUGUUGCUGGAAAACUAAUAACGGAUGAACAUACAAGGGUAUCAAGUAAUGAAUUGUUUCCAUACAUGGCGGCCAUUUUGAAGAAGACCUCCUAUAUAAGCGCCGGUGCUUUAAUACAUGAAAGUUGGAUUAUAACUGGAGCUGAUUCAUUGUAUAUGAUCAGAGAUCUCUCUCGUAUUCUCCGCGUGCGCUUGGGCAGCAUCAACUAUAAAAAAGGAGGAUUCCUCUCUCCAGUGAAAUACAUUCACAUACAUCCACUCUUCGAUGACAACAAGCCGCAGUUUGACAUAGCGUUAAUCAAGCUAGCCUCGCCUCUGCGGCUGACUCCCAACUUGAACCCAAUCAAGCUGUUAAAGAAACCACGACAAAUAACUGCUACUCAUUUUAUUGUAACAGCCUGGCCUGCUCCUCUUCAGGUUUCAAAGAAUCAUACAAGCCUGGAUUCCGUGGAGUUGUUUAAAAAACGCAUACUGACAAUAUCACACGUCCAUCCCUUGGAUGCAGAGGAUUGUGGUGAUCACCUGGAAGCCCAGGGAAUAAAUAAUACGGGAGGUGUAAUGUGUUUGGACCCACCGGUCCAUGGAGAUCCUUGUCAGAGAGACACGGGAGCUCCAAUGGUCUUAAAUGGAAUUCUAUGGGGCAUUAUUUCCUCUUGGAGAUCCGAGGACUGUCAGAUGGAAAAUGGCGCCACCUUCGUCACCCUCGUCUCCCAUGUGAAUAUUAGCUCGUGGAUACACGCUACUAUCCAUGGGCAUAAAGUAACCAAGAAGCACGGCAUUGAUUAUCAUGACAAUUUCAUUUAGUUAUAUAAUAGGUGUAUAUUAAAUUUUUUUUUUUUUAAUUGAAGUUAUUCUUUAGGCGUGUUAUGAAAAAUUGAUGAGAGUGAAAUUUG
Pieris napi is the source of this 939-nucleotide messenger RNA. Its product is annotated as trypsin-like. The transcript has 4 exons. The coding region runs from base 11 to 850 and encodes 279 amino acids. Gene Ontology annotation, molecular function: serine-type endopeptidase activity. Lineage: Eukaryota; Metazoa; Arthropoda; Insecta; Lepidoptera; Pieridae. Gene Ontology annotation, biological process: proteolysis. The record is from RefSeq and is a predicted model, not a curated record.